UUGUAAAUUCAAAGAAAAACACAAACAAUGUCUUCCAGUAGUUUGCUCUCAUCAAUCCGGACUCACUCAAUAGAAGAUGCCCUUAGACCCAUUGCACAGAAGGUGUAUGAGCUUCAACGUGCAGCAAUGGAAUAUCAGUCUACUCGUGCUCCUGUAAAUAUUAUCAGUCAAGCUCAGUCUGUCUUUGAAGCUGUUGAAAAACUUGAACAGGCAGCUACCGAUCAGUUAGGGAAAGAGGUAUUGGAGCAACCAGACUACAAGCAGAGUCUUGACACUGCAUACAAGCAAAGUUUUGAAGGAGCCAAAUCCCUCCUAAAGGUGGCAGAUAAAAUGAGAGAUGGGAGCAGUUUAGAACCUCCUGAUGCAAGCUGUAAAAAUUUACAAGAUUCUGCAUGUGAGAUACUUGAAGGAACAGUAAAGCUUCUCUUGCUUUGGGAUGAAAGUCAAGUAGAAAAGAUUAUACGUAUUGCAAAAUGGACUAAUGACUUACUGAAGACAGUCCAAACUGCACAGUCUAUGAGAGGUUUAGUCGUUUGCUACGAUGGAUUUUCUAAAGUAAUGAUGAAGCUGAUUGAAGUCAGCACUCAAAGAUAUCAGGACCUCAUCAGUAUUCAAAGAAAGAAAAAGAUAUUUUCAUGCCUUCAAACAAUACGCAAGCAUUUGCCUCCGCUCUCUCAUUCAAUGCAGAAUUUUAUUAAAAAUCGUGAAUCACAUAACAAGAAAGAAAAGAACCGUCAUGCAAAAGCCAUUGAAAAAGCAAUUAAAGGAAUUGUGGAUGCUGUGAAUGGAACUCUAGAAGAAGAGGAGGAAGAGGAGGAGGAGGAAGAGGAGGUAGAAGAGGAGGAGGAGGAGGAGGAAGAAGAGGAAGAAGAGGAGAACAAGGACAAUGAAGAAGAAGACGAUGAGAUUUAUAAUAUUUCUGAUUCUUCUGAUAACAUUCUAGACACUGAUCAAGAAGAAGAUGAGGCUGAAGAAACAAUAGCCACUCAAGUCCAACAACUGCAGCGUAGGCUGUCCCUGAAGGAAAGGAGGGAGAUCAUUAGCUCUGAACUGGACAGAAAUCUUGAGACUAUUGUUAAUAAUUCAAUGAUUGUAGCUCGUGAGAGUAGACCUCAAUUUAAAGAACUCAUCGAGAAACUCUGCAAUGAAGUCAAAGAAAUUAGUAAAGAGCUCAGUGAACAAUACGCAGUUUUGCAAAAUAAUCCAAGCUCUUCAGAGGCUGAGGCACAGUUUGAUGAUACUGUAGAAAAGUUGUGCACAAAGUUGGAGGAGUUAGAUAAGCUGGUUGCUAAUUCAGUAGCUGAUCAAGUUGCUGAUGCAUACGUAGCUCCUUCGGUUCCAAUUGAUGAUCUUGUGAAAGGAGCAGUGACAUCAUCGUCACCAGUUGAAGAAAUGUCGAGUGAAUCCACUGAAGGUUUGAGUAAGAAAGUUGAAGUAUUCCGACAACAUUCAAGGAGACUAAGUGAAGUAGCCAUCAAUGCAGCACAAGGGACACUGAGUAGAAGAAGAUCAAAAAGGAUAAAACGACUCACCAGUCAGCUUGAUGAUUUGACAAAGAAGGUUACAUCUGCCGCCGUUAAAGUCAGAAAUAAUCCACACGACAGAGAAGCAGAUCGACGUCUCAACGAAUUAAGAAAUGAAUGGCAGAAAAAGGUGAAGGAACUUACUGCAGCCAUUGAUGAAAUUAUUAAUGUAACUGACUUCACUGCUGCUACUGAGGCCACCAUUGUCGGUGAUAUGGAAAAAUGUAGGACAGCCAUGGAGAAGAGGAAAUGGCAUGAAGUUGCAGUCAUUGUCCACGAAAUAGCAGCAAAGGCAAGAAGAUUCUCUGACGUUUCUAAAAAUAGAACAAAAUCGAUACCCGACCAGCAAUUGAAGAAAAGCAUAAGAGGAGCUAUCACAAAUCUUGAAUUAGCUGUUAAAGAGAUGGUGGAUUGCGCUCAAAUCAUAGCUACUGGCAAUGUUACAGAACAAGACACUCAUAAUCUGAUACAAGCACUCCAACAUGUACUGGAAUCAAUGCAUGCCAUACAAGAGCUACUACCUGACACACUGGAACCUUCUCUGUCCCACGAGAAUAGCACCACUUCAGUUAGCAGUGGACUGAUACCUCAAUAUCAGUUUCGGCCUUCACCAUUAGUAGCUACAGGAGGAGAGAGAAAAGAGGCUCAAACAACUCUCUCACUCUCUCCCUCCCUCCUUCAAUCAUCUGAAGAGGUAACAGAGCACUUCCCUGUUCAGCCACUCUCUCCAUCAGAUGAAUGGAUCAGUUCUCCAUCAUCCACUGAGCCUCCUUCUUCACUGUUUGGUCCAACUGAUCCUUCAAUACAUGAUGAUGAAAUGAUAACCAAGAAAUGGACAACUAGCACUCCUCAUGUACCGACCCAGCCACCUAUUACUUAUCCACACUCACUUGGAGGAGCUGGAGAUAGAUACAAUCUAUCUCAUUUGGCUUCUUCUUUUGGAUGGCAGGAGAGUCAAACUCCAUUCAUUGAAGAGAAUACAGAGCUUUGCCAUAUUUAUACAAAGCCACUGGAGGAUAUGGUUCAAGCAGCAACUGAAGGAAAUCAAAAACAACUUCAAGAGAAAGCAGCAGAGUUUGCAAUGAAAGCACAGGAACUGAGCAAACUAGCAGAAACAGCUGCAAGCAAUUCAAGAAGCCAAGAAGUUGCACGAGUGCUGAACAAAGAAUCAGCUAAUAUAACUUAUCUGACUCCUCGAAUCAUUAAAAAAGCAGAAGAAGUAUUAAAUAUGGAAGAAGAAGAGGAGGAAGAAGAAGGAGAGAGCUUACAAGAGCUGGGGCAAGAGUGGACUGGACAUUUAAAUAAACUACUGGAGGCUUCACAAGCAGCUAACAUGCCCUGGUCAAAGUCUGCUAGAAGAUUGGUGACUUCUGCUAAGAAUAGAAGAGGAUUAAACAAAGAAAUUUCUCAUAUUGGGUCACAGACACAAAGAAUGGUUGGGGUUGCCUCAACAACCAUCAAAGCUGCACUAGUUGAGGACUCCAUUGGCAGUACUACCAAUUUAGACAGUGCACAGGACCCCGCUGUACAGAAACAAAUAGAAUCUGUUCAAGAACAUGUGAAGGGCAUUGAGUCAGUGACACCACAAUUUAUAAGCGCUGCAGGUCAAGUAGCUGAAGAUGAACCAGAAGAUGAGAAGCUAUACCUCUUGUCACACCAAUGGGCUACUGCUGCUAGUGCACUAAUGAAGAAUGUUGAUGAUAUAACUUUUGGUAUGAGUGGGCCAGCUGAUGCUUUACUCCUUGCAGCCAAAUCAAAUGAUGCAGAGCUACUCAAGGAGCAAGCAGAAUCAAUUAAAAGACUAGCAGACUCAAUGCUAACUGUGGCCAAAGAUGCAGUUGAAGGGUGUGAUGAUGAGAGUCUUGUUAAGUCAGUGCUUGAUACAGCCCAAGAGAUACAAGAGUUGUCAUCAGAACUGAUACAAUAUGCACAUGAAAUAGCUAGCUUAAAGGAAGUAGAUGAAGAAAGACAUCAACUUGCAGUGGAGAAAGCUGAAAUACUAAAAAGAGAUUGGGCAGCCAAAAUGCACUUACUAACUGCUUAUAUUGAUGACCUGACAGCUAAUGUAGCUGGACCACUUGAUCGUUUGGUUAGUGUCUCGUUGCAAGCAUCAAGAACUGAUGGAAUGGCUAAGGAACACUUACUUGAACAAUUUAAGGAAAAGAAAGAAUUUGCUACUGGCCAGUUGGACAAAGUCAAUUCUGAACUUGAUUGUGUAAUGAAGAAAACAAAGAGCAGCGAUCCACUAGUAAUGAAGUGUAAAAGGAACAUGGGAUUUUUAGUAAGAGUAUUACCACACGCAAUAGGAGCAGCACGAUCACUAUCAGAUGAUCAUAGCUCAAUGAAGCUGGAUCAUUUCAGUCACUUGAGAAGACAAUGGACAGCAAAAGCUCAGAGCUUUCAUUAUGGGAUUGUCUUCAUUGAUGAGAAUGAGUCUGAGAUUGAUGUCAGCCUAGCUCUGAGUUUGUUCAGGGAUCUCUUGCAAGGUUAUGAAACAACACGGACGACGCCAUCAGCGCAGAAGACAUCAAGAUCAAGAGGAAGAGGUGAUGGUAGUGAUAGAAGAGAGAGACAUGGCCAGCAGCAGUACUACUCAACUGAUGACUUACUGGAGCCUCCAAACUACCCUCCACCUCCACCUCCCUUUGUACUAGAUGACUCACAUAUCAACUAUGACAGUACUGGUAAUUCUCCAAAGUUGUCUCAUCCUUGGAAACAAAGUGUGGAAUACAGUCUCCCUCUUGAUACUUCAUUGAAUAGAUCAUUAAUUGGAGCAACAAGACAGCUACAGGAUGUUGUGGAUGAAUUUGAAGAAGAAGGUAACCCUCUAGUGGGACUUGCUAAGAAAAUGACAUCAAGAAUGCUCCAAAUGGUUGCAUACACAAAGGGCCAAGGUCAAAAGAUACAGACAAUGCAUAUACUGUGGAACAGUUACUAG
Amphimedon queenslandica is the source of this 4461-nucleotide messenger RNA. Its product is annotated as coiled-coil domain-containing protein 136-like. The record is from RefSeq and is a predicted model, not a curated record. Gene Ontology annotation, molecular function: beta-catenin binding; actin filament binding. Gene Ontology annotation, biological process: cell-cell adhesion; cell migration. The coding region runs from base 28 to 4461 and encodes 1477 amino acids. NCBI's taxonomy places the organism in Eukaryota, Metazoa, Porifera, Demospongiae, Haplosclerida, Niphatidae. Gene Ontology annotation, cellular component: catenin complex; adherens junction. The transcript has 27 exons.